Messenger RNA from Sitodiplosis mosellana (orange wheat blossom midge), 1788 nucleotides. RefSeq names its product leucine-rich repeat-containing protein 15-like. The record is from RefSeq and is a predicted model, not a curated record. The transcript has 2 exons. NCBI's taxonomy places the organism in Eukaryota, Metazoa, Arthropoda, Insecta, Diptera, Cecidomyiidae. Bases 287 to 1501 code for a protein of 404 amino acids. Gene Ontology annotation, molecular function: protein binding.
GCAUUUAAUGACACGAAUAAACUCAAGCAAAUGGAUAAUAGCGUUCAUGCAUAUAAUAAAUAUCACGAAAAAAAAAAAUCUGUUGUGCGCCAUGCUUUUGAAUCAGUAAUAUGGUGGGUGCUUGCACAAAUUGAUAUCAAUUGGAAGACACACCGACUGUGUGAAUUGGUUUGGUUUUGCGUUUUUUUUUCUCAGUCAAACAUUGAGUGUUGCGAAAUCAGCACGCCGCCACACAGAUUAAUUGAGGUUCGUGCGUUACAUAGGCGAAUUUGAAGUCUAGGUCAAAAUGAAAACUCUGCACGAAAUAUUCUGGCUACUGCUUGCCUACGUGCAUUUCCAUCGAAUCCAGUGCAUGAAAUUAAAAUGUGACGAGGUGAAGUUCAAUUUUUGCAAAGUGAAUAUUGAUGGUGGACGUGAUUUGAAUGUGGCCUUAGUUUCAGAGGAAAAUAAUUUUACCAAUUCCUCGGAAGAAGCGUACGAGAUUAAUUUCACAAUUGUUCCGGUUGAUCAGUACGAUGGCAUUAUUGAGCAGCUGAACAUUGCCUAUGAGUAUGAAAAUGAAACAUGGUCCGAUGAUUUGCCAAAGGAAUUUUAUGAAAACCCCGAAAAUGUGCAAAAAAUUCAGCUCGAAUUUCAAAGUCUAACCAAAAUUAAGACUUCAGCUUUUAGUGGCGCACUGAAUUUGGUCGAGAUUGACUUGGAUCACAAUCAAAUUCUGUACAUUAGCGGCGAUGUUUUCAGUGAUCUAAAAAACUUGACCGUUUUAUCUUUGACGAAAAAUAAUCUGACCAUCAUUCGAUCGAACACAUUCCAUGGUGCGAUCAAUUUGCGACGUCUUCAUUUGAAUCAAAAUAAAAUCGAGCAUAUCGAAGACGGCGCGUUGAAUUUACCGAAUUUAGAGAAUAUUCUGUUGCAAAACAAUCGCCUGAAGAGGCUGUCGGGAUCGAUGUUCAUCGGUACACCACGAUUGAAAGAAGCUGUUUUUGAAGAAAACGAACUAACACAAAUAAGUGAAGCUUUUACUCAUCUGCAUGGAUUAGAAGUGUUGAUUUUGGACUACAAUGAAAUUGAAGAUAUUAAUCUGUCGAAAUUCGCACAUCUCUCCAAACUCAAUCAUUUGUCGCUUCGCAAAAGUGGUUUCCAUCUCAAAGACAUCGGUCUACUUGAUGAUAAUGUGAACAAAAUCAAUUCCACCUCUAAAUUGGAAGUCUUGGAUUUAGCUGAAAAUGGUUUGACCGACGGUGAAUCUCUCAUCUCACAGCUGCGCUUGUUUCAACGAGUCGAAAUUGUCAAUUUGGAAUAUAAUGAGCUCGGCUAUUUGGGCCAUGUUUACCAGCUCAAAAAAUGGUAUCCCUAUUUGAAAAUUGUGAACUUGGCCUAUAAUCCAGUGAGCUGUGAAUGGGUGGAAAAUUACGUGGCCUAUUUGAAUCGACGCGAUUUAAAGGUUUAUCCAUGGCUCAAUUCAUCAAACGGAUGCGUCCCAGACGAAGAAGAGCUUUAAUGGCUGCACAAAUAGUUAUUUAUCCAUUAGAAAAUAGUUUUGAAAAGAGGAGAAAACAUUCAGAAAAAGGCAAUAGUCCUUUCGAUAAGACAAAUUCAAAGCAAAGUAUUUCUUUUUAGAUAAAACACUUGCUGGUUAAACUUUUGCGUCAGAGCACAAUAAUCAUAAGUUUUAGUUUUAUGCGUAGUUCAAUGGCGGAAACCCAUUACGGUGUCGCCAAUGAGAUAAUAAUGUAAGAAAUUGACCAUUAAACUGAACAUAAAUCAUUUGACAUUAAAAAUGACAAA